AGGUUUUCUGCCUUUAUUGCAGUAAUCAUCUAUUCCAGCAAGAGCAGCAGGACCUGCUACUGUUGAAUAAAGAACUUCUCACGCAGGGUGAUAUAGAAUAACAUGUGGGCGGAUAAACAUGUACAAAAGCCGCCGAGAAACACACAAAAAUACUACAAAACACGGCUAGUUCUAUCUAUCUAUUUUUUCGCAGAUGCCAUUUAUUUCAUUUGACCUUUAAUUCUGUUGGUCAAUACUGGAUGUAGGGGCGAUAGCACAUUUAUAAGAUGGGUCUACACAGAAAAACAAUCAGUCGGGUCUAUUUUUCUGCAGUAUCACCGUAGCCAGAGCAGCUGUUGUCUACAGUAUUAGCCGUGUCAGGCCUUCUGCUUCGACAUUUGUCAUCGUUAGAGCAACUGAAGACUGCACACUCCACACUCCAGCAUGGUUUACUUUGCAGUGACUCCUCCUCCUCCUCCUGUGCCUGACAGGCUGUGACAAUCUGUGCGUAACUAUAGAGACAAGUAAACUGUACACAGGGAAGAAGGGAAGAGAGGAGAAAAGUAGGAGUUUGGCACAGAGAAACAAAGAAAGGCAUCAGGAUACGUAAGUUUAAGACCUGGAUUUAUGUCCUUUUGUCAGCUGAGAGAAAGUAAUGCUCUUCCGUCACACUGUGACAAUAACAACCUGAGAUGCCACAGGAACCGAAGUCACCGGCAAACUGCAGCGGGAUGCAGACAAAAAUGAGCGCCUGGACUCCUCUGAACCACCCUGCUGCAAACAUCAAGAUAUUUGAAGAGCGACAGACGUUACUGUCCAAAUGGUUUGACAGGUGGUCUGACAGCCAGAGGAGGGCAGUGCUGCAGACAUUUGUAAAGAGCUGCUCACGAGAACAACUCAAGUUCCUGAGCCUCAUUGUGAGUAGACGGCUCCCCCUACAGGCUGCAGACUUCACCUGCGAGCUGCCUCGAGCUCUCAGCCUCUACAUCUUCUCCUUCCUGGACCCCCGUAGCCUCUGCAGAUGUGCCCAGGUGAGCUGGCACUGGAAGAGCAUCGUGGAGUUGGACCAGCUGUGGAUGCCCAAGUGUUUGAAGUUGAGCUGGUGCAUCAGUCACUCGCCGACGCCUUUUGAGCAAGGUGUCUGGAAGAGACAUUACAUCCAGACAGUGCAGGAGAUGCGACUACUUCGACAUAAGACUGCCACAUUUAUGCCCCAGUACGCAACUCCUAAUUUAGCAACAAUCAACAACAAACAUAAAGACCAAUCACACGCAGCCUCACUCCAUGAGGGGCGACAGGGGUCUGCUGCCCAGCCAGCCAAAGAGGGCCUCAGGUACGGAUCAACCAAAGCCAAGCCGCAGAGCCAAGCUUUGCCUCCAUGGAGACAUUCUGACAGACGUCCCAAGGACACGCUUCGCUUCAACUACCUGGACAACCUGAGCCCUGCAGACCACCGGCUGAAAAACCACAUCAAAAGCACAUCCCUCAGCUACGCAGGAAACCCAGUCACGGCAGAAGAAGGCCGCAGAAAAUCCCUGUCUGAAGCUACUUACAAACUCCGCAAAGCCAAAUCUAUGAUGUUUUUAACUUCCAACUACAGACCCCAACAUUCUCCUACUCCCGCCCCACCUACUCAUCAUCCUCAGUGGGCAUCAUCAAGUAACGGCCAACCCAACACAGAGGAAGGCGCUAAGAGCCUUCUGCAUUCAGCCCACUGGAACGCUGGGAUGCGUCCAGGCCCCAUAAGAUCAGCUGUGCCUCAGCUGAGUGCGGCGGUGCUCCGAGCAUGUCAACGCUCACAACGCAGCUCUCCCAGUUAGUGGAAACAGCGUAUUUUUUUCUCUCAGUGUUUUCACCGCUCUUUCAGCUCCAUUUUUAUUAUUUAAAAAUGUAUACCUACACUGUCACUGUACAGGCUACCAAAGAGUAGACAGGUUUAUAAUAUAGAAUUUCACGAAUGAUAAAUUACACACACCUGCUACCAUUUAUCUCGUUAAUGUUAGCAACAGUAUGACCUUUUGACCUACAGUAUUUUGGUUCUUUUUUUUGUUAUUUUUUCCAUGAUCAAUUUAUACAUUUAUGAAUAGUAUUUCAUUUUUUUUUAAUGAUUCAAAAAGUUUUGACACUGUUUUAUUCAUUAAGUCUGAUCUAUUAUUAAUGUAAUGGGAUAAGCUGAUAGUUCAAUAUUUUAUUUGUAAAGUCUGUCAUCGUGUAAUGUACAUGUUUAUCAUAUAUAAUUAAAAACGCAAAUGGAUACUAACAAUAUAAUUAUGUAUAUUCAUCAAGUGACUCUCUGUAUGUGUUUGAAAACCAGCCAAUUAAAUACCUAAUAUUUUAUAUUUUUA
Messenger RNA from Cynoglossus semilaevis (tongue sole), 2324 nucleotides. RefSeq names its product F-box protein 16 (gene fbxo16). Bases 672 to 1799 code for a protein of 375 amino acids. Gene Ontology annotation, molecular function: protein binding. The record is from RefSeq and is a predicted model, not a curated record. NCBI's taxonomy places the organism in Eukaryota, Metazoa, Chordata, Actinopteri, Pleuronectiformes, Cynoglossidae. The transcript has 8 exons.